Phragmites australis (common reed) is the source of this 2004-nucleotide messenger RNA. RefSeq names its product probable receptor-like protein kinase At1g80640. Gene Ontology annotation, molecular function: protein kinase activity; ATP binding. Bases 255 to 1709 code for a protein of 484 amino acids. The transcript is spliced from 10 exons. The record is from RefSeq and is a predicted model, not a curated record. Lineage: Eukaryota; Viridiplantae; Streptophyta; Magnoliopsida; Poales; Poaceae. Gene Ontology annotation, biological process: protein phosphorylation.
CUGUUCUCCUGCGCAGCAUUGCUAUACCAGACGACCCACAACAUAGCACUAUGUCUCUCGGUCUCAAAUAAACAGAGCUCUAUCUCUCUCUCUCUCUCGUGGCCUUGUUGCAUGCUCAAUUGACGCAAAGGCACAAAAUCUCGUGUUCCAGGAGCAGGAUCUCUUUUCGCAAACCAACCAGUAAACAACUUCAUCUCGUUUGUCUCUUAAACUGAAGAGGAGAGGAGCGAGAGGGAGGCGGGGAAGUGAGCAGCAUGAGGCUAGCGCCACGUCCAUUGCCGUUUCUGUGUUCUUCCAUCUUGGCCUUGCUGCUGCUGGCCUCGUGCUCGUCGUCGGCCAAUGGGAAGGUCGCGCCUUCUUCCGCAGGCGCUUCGCCUGCCGCCAAGCACAUUCACGCCGCCGCCGCCGGUGGCGCCAAUGGGACCGGCUCGUUUGCUCCGGCGGUGCCCGCGCCGCCUCCCAUCGUGAUCAUAGAGGAGAGGCACCACCAUUUCCACCGUGAGCUCGUCAUCGCCUCCGUCCUCGCCUCCAUCGCCAUCGUCGCGAUCAUCCUCUCCACGCUCUAUGCGUGGAUUCUGUGGCGGCGAUCUCGCCGCCUGCCCGACGGCAAGGGCGCCCGGAGCUCAGACACUACAGGGGGAAUCAUGCUGGUGCCGAUCUUGAGCAAGUUCAAGUCACUGAAGACAAGCGGGAAGGCGCUUGUGGCGAUGAUCGAGUACCCGUCGCUGGAGGCGGCGACAGGGAAGUUCAGUGAGAGCAACGUGCUCGGUGUCGGUGGGUUUGGUUGCGUCUACAAGGCGGUGUUCGAUGGGGGAGUUACCGCAGCGGUGAAGAGGCUGGAAGGCGGCGGGCCGGAGUGCGAGAAGGAAUUCGAGAAUGAGCUGGAUUUGCUUGGCAGGAUUCGGCACCCAAACAUAGUGUCCCUGGUGGGCUUCUGUGUGCAUGAGGGAAACCACUACAUUGUUUAUGAGCUGAUGGAGAAAGGAUCUCUCGAAACACAGCUGCACGGGCCUUCACAUGGGUCAGCUCUGAGCUGGUACAUCCGGAUGAAGAUUGCGCUCGACAUGGCGAGGGGAUUAGAGUAUCUACAUGAGCACUGCAGCCCACCAGUGAUCCAUAGGGAUCUGAAGUCAUCUAAUAUACUUUUAGAUUCAGACUUCAAUACUAAGAUUUCAGAUUUUGGUCUUGCAGUGACCAGUGGGAAUCUUGACAAAGGAAGUAUGAAACUUUCUGGGACAUUGGGUUAUGUUGCUCCUGAGUACCUAUUGGAUGGAAAGCUGACUGAGAAGAGCGACGUAUAUGCAUUUGGAGUAGUGCUUCUUGAGCUGCUAAUGGGAAGGAAGCCUGUUGAGAAGAUGAAUCAAACUCAGUGCCAAUCAAUUGUGACAUGGGCCAUGCCUCAGCUGACUGACAGAUCGAAACUUCCCAACAUAGUUGACCCAGUGAUCAGGGAUAAGAUGGAUCCAAAGCACUUGUACCAAGUUGCAGCAGUGGCUGUUUUAUGCGUGCAACCAGAACCGAGUUACAGACCACUGAUAACCGAUGUUCUCCACUCUCUUGUUCCUCUAGUGCCCGUGGAGCUUGGAGGCACGCUAAGGGUUGCAGAGCCACCGUCCCCAAACCAAAACCAUUCUCCUCGCCGAGAUGCGAUCGGUCAACGCAGAUCACAAAUUCAUGCAGCUGAACCUGGAUUGCCGUUUAUCGUAUAACUUAUCGUCCUAGCUGCAUGCCUGAGGAUGACAGUUCCAACCUGCUGCUUGUUGGUUGGAUUGAGAGAGAAUUCUGGUUUGGAAAGAGAUGUCUCCUAUAUCUUUGCUUGUACAAAGAAGUGAAAGAAACAACACUCUCUUUUCUUUAGAACUUAGGGUCAUGCUGUACAGGUCAAAGUUUAUCCAAACACUGUAACUCAAGAGCAUUUGAGAAAGUUGUGCCUUGGGCUCCACAUGGGUACCAGAGCACUGGCUCAAUUGUUCUGCAUUUCAAUAAUAAGUUGCUUGAUACAAA